Messenger RNA from Alternaria infectoria, 2265 nucleotides. RefSeq lists its product as uncharacterized. The transcript has 2 exons. Bases 1 to 2265 code for a protein of 754 amino acids. The record is from RefSeq and is a predicted model, not a curated record. NCBI's taxonomy places the organism in Eukaryota, Fungi, Ascomycota, Dothideomycetes, Pleosporales, Pleosporaceae.
AUGAGGUAUUCAUACGUUUUCUCUGCCGUUGCGGCCUUCGCCGUGGUCGGAGCUCAAGACAUCGACUUCGCUGGAGUUGAUGCUACGCCUGACCCAGUCAUCAACAUCAUUCCCGGCUUGAAGGAACAAGCAGUUCCUUUCGAAGUAACUGAGGCUAUUGCGGACGUCGUCUCCGAGGUCGUCGCUGAUCCUCUCGAUGUCAAGCCUGUGUCUGAGCCUUCGGCCGUACCGGAGAUCAAGAAGCAUCUGAGGCGUGGGGCCUGCGACCCUGAGCCCAGCAACCCCAACACUUACGGCUUCGACCUGUCGUCUGCUAGCAAGUUCCGCGCCGACUCCAAGAUCGCAUCUGUGGCCAAGGGUGCUUCCACACCCUCCGGAUACUUCAACACCUUCACCAACUUACAAGGUGCCAGCAGUGCCUACGGAUACCUUGGCUACAAGGUAGUCGAGACCUACGACCCCUCUCACUGCGCAUCUGAGUGUAAUUCCAAGGAUGGAUGUCUCGGCUUCAACAUCUAUGUUGAACGCGACCCUUCGGCAAACCCAGGACCCGAAUGCCGAGACCCCGAAGCUGUUGCCAACAUCAAGUGCUCGUUCUGGGGCGGACCAGUCUACACCGACACUGCCAACAACAACGGACAGUGGCGAGAACAGUUUGAGGUCGCCAUCGCUGGAAGCAACGGCUACUCGUCUCUCACGACACAGUCUGCUGAGGGUUACAAACAAGUCGAGCUCAAGAACAAUGCGAUCAACUCUCCUCUCGACUGCAACAAGCAAGGCUCCUACAUGGGUUACAAGCUCUUCGUCCAGCCCGCAUUCGAUGCCAAGCUCUGUGCAGCUGCCUGCAAAGAGCAGAACAAAUGGGCAACUGAACACCCACCUGCUGAUGGCAAGCCGCAGUUGUGCCGCUACUUCAACACCUACAUUCUGCUCAAGAACGGUGUCUCGCAGGGUCAAUACUGCUCCAUGUACACUCAGGAGUGGGAUGCUUCCUUCGCGACGAACGAUGGCCAAUACCGCGGCGACGAUCACUACACCAUCCAGUACAGCUUUGGGUUCACCGAUGAGAGCGAUGAUGGUGUACCUGUCUGCCCCAGCGACAUCUCAUACCUCAAGUCAAGCGGCGAUGAGUUCUGCAGCAGCUACAUUGGCUACUCCCAGCCGACUACAACUGCGACCGCUACCGCUACUAUCACACCAGCUCCCCAGACUGCUACAAUCACAAGGACCGUGACAAGCACCUCCACUUCUGGAAUUGCGAUCGUCACGGCGGCCAAGUUCAACGGAAGACACGCCAGACGCGCGGAUAACAGCACCGAAGUGACCAACGACGUCGUUGUCGACCCUUACGAGAUCGCAAUCGUAGCCGUCAAGACUCUCUCGCACGAGGACGACCCAAGCAUCUCAAAGCUCAACGAUACCAUGGCAGCAGAGCUCAACAGGGCCGUUGAGAAGCGUGACCUCGUAACACCGGCUUCUAUCGCAGCUUGGCCCACCAGCAAGAUCUCAGCAGCUUGCUCUCAGGUCGCCACCGGCACCGUCACGACCACUCAAACCAUUACUACUACUGCCGCGACCUUUUUCGCGACCGAGACAAAGGACUUCCAGACCGUUGUUGUCGUCCAAAGCACCUGCAACGUUCCCGCACCCAGACCAACAGCCCCUUCAUACACCAGGAUCGCAGGCGGCGACCCAUCAGAGGGCGUGCCCAUGGUACCCGGCCCCGCAGACCGCCCCUACUUCAACGAAUACUUCACCCUCAACCUGCCUUUCGCUGUCAAGAUCUUCCAAACCUCAUCCACGCAGAUCGGCAUCACUACCGGGGGUGUCAUCACAGUGGGAGAUUACGUGUUCAAUGCUUUCGCGGAGCAAUUCUACAUCUACGGAGGCUGGAGACACGGUAUGUUCUACCGUGUUGAUGGCGAUAUUGGCGCUCGCAAGAUCCACUUCUCCUGGUUUGCGGGUACUAUUAUGUGGGGUCAUGAGCGCUUCCACGUUACGGCCAUGUUCGACGAGGCUAAGCCUGGUGUUCUCACCACUAAGGUCUUCGACACUGUAGGCCAAAUUGAUAACAGACGCACCAUCUCUGUUGAGGGUGCCGGCAAGAACGUCGUCUUCGCUCAGUGGGGAUCCACCAACGUCCACGAAGGCCAGGAAAUUACUUUCGAUACUACCAGUGCUGGAAGUGUCUCUGCCAAGGACUUCGAUCGCAUCGACUGCUGUACGAAGACAGGCUGGGAGUGGCAUGUAUGCUCUGAGGUCUAA